GUUCAAGCCAUUCAUGUGAUCCUGGAGAAGCUGAAGCAGCGGACUGACCUGGCUGAAGGCUUUGAUAAAUUGAUUGAUCCAACUAUUUUGGGCUUGAAAAAAUCGAUGCGUGACACAAACAAAAGUUUACAGGAAUUGUGGGAUCUACUGUUGGAAUAAUCUCUUUGCAAAUGGAAAGCCAGGAUUGCGACUACAGUCAAUAUGCAGGAUUAUACCAGCUAUGUAUAAACAUGCAACAUGGUGUUUUUGAGAUUGAGAUUCUGAAAGUAUACUAGCAUACUUAGAAAGUACUGGGAAAAAGCUAACUUUUUUAACAUGCGUUUUCCAUUAUGAUACUUGUUCUUUCAGCAACCACAAAAACAGUUCACAGAUUAUUAAUUAAAAUUCAUAGCACAUUAAUAAAUGAAAAUAAAAUGAAAAUAUAUUUAUGGUUCAGAUCUGUUUUCUUGAAUUAUCUGGCAAGGAAAGUUUAUUUAUGUAGCACAUUUCUUACACAAUUGUAAUUCAAAGUGAUUUACAUAUAUAGGAAUAAAAGAGACAAGAAUAAGAAAAUUUAAAUGAUUAAAAGAAUAACAAUGGUUAAACAGAUGUGUUUUAAGUCUGGAUUUGAAUGUGCCUAAUGUUGGAUUACAUCUGAUCAUUUCUGGAAGCUGAUUCCAGCAGUGAGGGGGGCAGUAGCUGAAGCCGGAUUCACCCUGCUUUGACUGAACUCUUGGAAUUUCUAAUUUCCUUCAUCCUAAUGAUCUGAGUGAUCUGUUAGCAAGAAACAGUUGAUCUGCGUUAAACAGUUCACCAUGUAAUGAUGAUACAAGCCUCUAGACCCCUUGUUUCUCCACUCAGCAUAACACAGAAACAUGAAGACUUUGGCUGUCAUAAGUUUAACUGCAUUUCUCUGCUGCUGUGAUGUGCAGAGUGCAGAACAGUCCCAUAACUUAGAACAGCAAAUCCUCAACUCUGGGACUGUAUUGUUCUUAGACUUUGUGGAAAAAGUCAAGUAUGCAACAGAGAAAUUAAUACAAGAUGAUCAGUUCGCAAAAUCUAGGAUCACAUUCCAAGGAUACAUGAAAGCCUUAAGAGUGUCUGCAAAAGAAAUGAGUAAUCCUGAAAGUGCUGGAGAGAGCCAUGGGAAUUCAGAUAUACCAAUACAGAGAUUUGUUACAGUGGCUGUUGUUACAUUAAGACAAAUGACCAGAGAUGUCUUUGACAGGUUUUUCUCUCCGUAUUUCGAAAUUUACAGCGAGACACUAAAAAAGGUGACAAUAAGAGGCAUCUGGAAAGAAGUGGAUUCAUAUUAUUUUCCAGGCGCUCCACCGAUCAACAGUAAACCCAUGGAGUUCCUCGGUUACCUUAUGGGCAAAGCGGUGGUGAAAUCCCGGAUAGUGAGGAUAGUUGAAGCUGCGGUUGGGGCCAUUGGAAAAGCAGAUAUAAACCAAUUUAAUGAGAACAUGCUGAUGGCUCUGACUCGUUUUAGAAUUAAAGCCAUUGAAAUUUCAUUCUUGGAAAAGCAACAAACAAAUAAUAAUUUCCUUGUAUCAUUAAGAACUGUUUCUGGACUGAUUGUAUUUUACUGGGAUGAAUUUUUAGAAUAUACAGAAAGUCAUUUUUUCAUGAAAAAAUGCUUGGAUUCUGUGACGAAGUGGCAGGAACUGACUCAGCUGAGAAAUCCAAGUGAACAGCAUCAUGUCAUAUUAAAUCUGGAUGUAUGGCGUGAGAUUAGAAAUUGGAUUGAACAUGGUUUUGGCGAUUUCCUUCAUCAAAUAUCUUCCACUUAUUUCUUUCUUGGAACUUCAACUCUUGGUUCUGAGAGAUACGAGCGGUUCAACAGGGCUGUUCUCAUGAGUCCUGUUGUUUACUCUCUUCCGGUUUAUGAAAAACUGUCUGAAGCUGACUUUGGGUUUACUGAGAUCAACAGGUUUCUUAACAGAGUUGACAACGUGAUAUAUAUGCUCAUAGAGGAUUAUGCCAGGGAUAAACAAGAAUCUUUGACGCUGGGCAUUUCUAGAAUUCUUAUUAGAUUUGAUAAAAUCAUCAAAGAGGAGAAAGACCAUGCCAAACCUAAUCCCGAGAGACUGCCUUUACGACUUAUUAGGAGAACGUUUUUAGGUUCGUGGAUGAUGUACCACGAAAUUGAAAAUGAGAUAUAUGUUGAUACAACACAGACUGAAAUAGAGAGUGAAUGGAAUAAUGCGAAGAAAAUCAUCAUUAAUGAGAUGGUGAAAAGUAAAGCAUUUACUCGAAAACAGCUUGAAGAAGCACCAAAUGACUUUGUUGAAGCCCUGCGCCAGUUACUGAAUCAAAUGAAGCAGGAAAAUGACCUGGCUGAAGGCUUUGACGAAUUGAUCGAUCCAAUUACUUUGAGCUUUAAGAGGUGGAUGUACACCACCAACAAAAUAAUAUGUGAAUUCUGGGAACUGCUGUUGGACUAAACUCUGUGAAGGCAAUGGCAGGAUUGUGACUGCUGUCAACAAGCAGUAUCAUACCAGCUAUGUAUAUACAACAAUUAGCCUGCUCUUAUUGAGAAGCAUAGCUGCAUCAAUUUCAGGUUAAUUAUGGGAGUUUUAAAAAAUUAUGCUUUGUGCUGGAAAAAUAGCAGGUUUUUGUGGAAGAUGUUAAUAAUUUCAAAGUAGUCUAGAAGGACCAUCCUGGAGGAGCAAGUGAAACUGAUCAUCAUCAGCAGACAAAAUAAGAGAUUUGCCCAUAUUGGCCAUGGGUGUGGUCCUCUAGUGCACGGGUGGUGUUAUAAACACUGUAUUUAGACACCAGUGGAGGAAAGUAACAAAUUACAAACACUUAAAAGACUGUAAUUGAGUAGUUUUUCUCAGCAGUGGUAUUGUAAGUUCUUCAAUAAAUGUUUACGUCUACUUGUAGUGCUGUAUUCUGUA
Molecule: messenger RNA, 2882 nt
Organism: Danio aesculapii
Lineage: Eukaryota; Metazoa; Chordata; Actinopteri; Cypriniformes; Danionidae
Exons: 20
Coding region: 855-2426 (523 amino acids)
Source: RefSeq, a predicted model, not a curated record